CCAGUCAAACGUGGCUGCCGCGAGCGUAAGGAAGGAGUGGCCGUUGGGGAGAGAUCUGUCAAGUUUAGUGUGUGCACACGGUUUUUUAACCGGAGUGGGAAACAAAAAAGCCAAGUUUCAUGCGUCGGAUAUUCUCGUUUAUUCGAUAUUCUUGAAUCUGUGAUCGUACGCGUAGUUCAUUUUAUUUUUUUAAACCGUUUUUACAUUAUUAUUGCUGACUUUCGUGUGUAAGCGCGUUAAAAGAGGAAAAAUGUCGUCCUCGGGUGAUUUUGGUAACCCGUUGCGGAAAUUCAAGCUCGUCUUUCUCGGCGAACAGAGUGUCGGGAAAACCUCUCUCAUCACACGGUUUAUGUACGAUAGCUUCGACAACACGUAUCAGGCUACAAUAGGAAUAGAUUUUCUGAGCAAGACUAUGUAUCUUGAAGAUAGAACCGUAAGAUUACAAUUGUGGGACACUGCCGGGCAAGAACGUUUUCGUUCAUUGAUUCCCAGCUACAUCAGAGAUUCUACAGUCGCUGUUGUAGUUUACGACAUUACUAAUGCCAAUUCAUUUCAUCAGACAUCUAAGUGGAUAGACGACGUUCGAACAGAACGAGGUAGCGAUGUAAUAAUCAUGUUGGUUGGCAACAAAACAGACUUGAGCGAGAAGCGUCAAGUUUCGACAGAAGAUGGUGAACGGAAGGCCAAGGAACUCAAUGUUAUGUUUAUUGAGACCAGCGCCAAGGCAGGAUACAAUGUUAAACAACUAUUCAGAAGAGUCGCAGCAGCUUUGCCAGGAAUGGACUCCACCGAGAACAAGCCACCAGAAGACACUGUGGAUUUGCAGAAUCAAUCUCCAAUGCAGAACGGAUCGGAAUCGGAAGGGGAAAGUGGCUGCAUUUGCUAGGGUGCCCUUGGCUCGCGAGAAAAGAAGAUAGAAAAGCGCGAAAUGACAAAACGAAAAGAAAAAGAUCGAAAACGAAUGAAAAUAGCGAGAGAGAAAACAAGAAAAUUCGAAAACGAACUACUAAAUCGUGGCGCACUAUUUCGUGCUGGCUUUCUUCUGACGUGUGUUUUGCAUCGUAAGCCCUUUCGUCACUUCGAAACAUUAUUCAUAAGAAUCAUGCGAUUUUAUUGAGAGAAACAAAAAUAAGAGUAAUCUCUUGGCGAAUUGGUCGCAAGUGUUAAGGAAUGAGUGAUAUGGAAAAAGGAGCACGGUGAGGGGAAGAGAGGCUUCGUUGUAGAAAAUUUAACGGAACGAUAAAAACAAGAAAAAUGUUUGCUUGUAACGUUUUUGCAGCGAAACCAGCGCUAGAUCAUUCAAAUUUACGAAUUACCAUGAAUUUUUCGACUUUUCACUAGAAAAAUAUAUGCGAAUUGGAACGAUGGAGCGCAAAUCUAAAAUCGAUACAAUAAUCGUUCAGUUCAAUGUUUCCUUCGUUUAUUUAUUUUUUAUUGAGCAGAAAAUCUGAAUUUGGUAUCCAAUGGAGUGUGAUCUUUGAUAUUUAAGAUGUAAGUUUGUUGUGGAAUAUUUUGAAGACUCGCAAUUUGCUUUAUUAAAUUGUUUCAUUCGUUAAAUUGUUAAUUGUCCAAUUCGAUCGAUAAAUUGAAAAAAAUAUUCCAUUCGAAAAAAAAGAGUAAUUGUACGAAAGUACACGAUCUGUUUGUUUCGAUUUUCCACAGAAGUUUGAUAUUCUCACAUUAAAAAAAAAACGUUGUAAUAUCAAAAUGUGAUAAAAUGGCCCGAAGGUAUCGAAAAGAUUCGUUUAUUCGAGGCGAACUUUUUCAUCCCAAUGCAGAUUGCCUCGUGAAUGAUGAGCUCGAUAGAAAUGGAUAAUCGAAUGAACAAUGAAAUAAAAGAGAGUUGAUUGAUGAGCACAAAAUUUUAGGGAACUUUGGUUCGACGUUUUUUCACAUUUGGUGUAGAUUUUUCAUUGCAAGUACGACCGGUGAAUGCAACAAGUUCUCAAUGUUCGUUAUGACUCUAUAUUUUUUCAAAUCAAUUGUAAUUGGAUCAGCGGGCGAGAGGGAAAUAUUUGAAUCCCGGAAAAAGAAAUUGUGAAUGGAAGCUGAUCGAAAUGAUUGAGACACGAAAAAAAAUCGAUGAAAUUUAUCGUCGUGACGAGAGUGGCGCCCUCUGCCGUUUUAGUACAACCUUUCACCGCAAGGUCGUUCACACGCUUUUGUGUUCUAAAUCUUUAUUCUCUCUUUCUCGCUCUCUCUUUCUCUCUCCCCCUCUCUCUCGCUCUAUCGUUACCGAUACGAAAAAUCUUUGACACGUCGUUAGCAAUUAUACCUGCGUGGAAAAAUAGAAGAAAAAGGGUAGGAAGGAUGGAGAAUUUAACUGACGAGAAAAGAGCACAGAAACGUGAAAACGCUCUGAAAACGCACACCGGAAAAAACUGAGCUGAAUCGUUUGUUUCUUCGUGGAAUGAAACAGUUUGAAAAAGCAAGAAGGCUAGUUGGAAUGGACAAAAUAAUGAUCGGUAAAUGCACACACGAACGUUACGAUUUCGACGUACAUUGCUGAAAAAUAAGUAGGCUGUGUGCAUUGGACUUUCCAUGUGCGUGGGUCUGGGUGAGGGUACGCCUGUUGAUAAUCGUAAGCUUAUUGUAAUCAAACAGGCUUUCCGACUCUUUAAUUAAAUUGAUAACUCGAAGCCUGGCGAUUGAAAUGAAAAUUAAAAAAAAGGAUAAAAGAAAGAGAAAACAAAACAAUGAAGAAAAUUUGUUACGUUUAAUCAAAGAGACUGAAUGUUUUUCGUAAUUUCAUCACGCCAGUACCUAAUUAGUGAUAGAAUUAUUGUGGGAAAAGAGAAGAGAGGACGGAGGUGAAGGGAUAAAAUGAUUUUAAUCUAAAAACACUGCGAAUAAAUUGAUGUAAAGGGUGAAAACGAGUAAAUAAAUUGGCCCGAAGCACGCGUGAUAGCAACGGAAACUGCGAAAGUCCUGAGACAAAUUCGAAUUCGGAACACAAGAGAAAACUAAAAAAAAAAAAAUUGCUCCGAGAGAGAGGGAGAGAGAGAGGGAGGGGCCAAUUUUUCACAAUUCUAGAAACGAAUACUGGGCAAAAACGAAAAUAUUCGAAAUAUCGGUUUAACAAUGAGAAACAUAAAAAAACGAUAUUUCAUCAUUUAUCUUACUUUAUCAUUAUCACCGAAGCUCGCAUUUUGUGUCACCGCGUGACGAGGCUUUUUACUAUUGAGAAAAAAAACUGAGAAAAAAAGAAUAAAAAAAAAAUUAAAAAAAAAAAAAAACGAACACCAACGUGCUUACCCCAGCAGAAUCCAGCACUAUUUCUAAGCUAAACUGUCUUUCUAGUGCCCUAAUUAUUCAAAUAAAUGAUUGCAAAAAAAGAAACGUUUGUUGUAGUAACAAAAAAAAAUGGAUAAGCCAGCAAUACCGAAAUGUUACUUUUUUCCCUCGAUUUCUUUGGCCAAACGUUUCGUUCAAUUAACUUUUAUAUUUAUUUCAUCAUCACCGAAUUCCGAAUCUUAUUCUGCCUCCAAAGUGCGAAACCUCGUAGGAAUAUUGGUUUUCUUUUUCCAUUGAUCGUCUAAUUCGUGGCGAUGAUAAAAAAAAAAAAAAAAAACGAAAAUAAAAUAAUAAUGAAGAUGAAAAAAUAAAGAAAAAACAAAGACUGGUUUUCUGCAUUUUUACCGAGCGAAACAACCGUAAUAUAUCGAGACUAGGCUCUUUUUUAUCGUCAACGUCUAACGGAAAACGAUAUUAUUGUUAUGAUUAUAAUGCAAUUAAAAAAAAUAAUAAAAAUAAAAAGAAUUAGUGGGAAAAAAACUCAUUGCUUGAUCGUAUCAUAUCGUUUUUUCGUAGAUGGCGAAAAUAACAAUAAAAUAGAUUUUGCAUUUAGUGCAAAGUUGAUGAAUUAUUUUAUUUAUCGAUAGCUUCCGUGAUAUAUGCGUAUAAAUAUAUGUAGAUGAUGUUGAUUACGCUACAAAUUCAUCAUUCAAUUGUCGUUUAUUCGCAUGUGCAGAAGCAGAUGAAAUCUCUUUGAAAACAGCUAAGAUAUAAGUGGAUUCUCACGAGACCAUUGUACAUUAAUGAAGAUUUUUCAUUGGCUUGAAUUUUUUGAAAGACAGAGUGACACAACGAUGGAUAUUUACAUAAAUAUUUGUAAACGUAUACGCAAUAUUUAUGUACGUUUACAAUUUUUUCAAAUAUUGAAUGAAGGUUUUGAUUUGAUCUGUCAAAUAACAAUAUUUGGAAUAAAGCAAUUUACGAAUGUAUGUAAAUAUCAGUGGUGCAGUUAACCUUUACGAAUAUUCAUGUGGAAAUUGUCAUCGUCAACUGAAAAUUGUUUGCUUCAGCCAAGUACUUGUGAUAGCAUGAUCGUUUGAUUUUUUUAUUGUGAUAAGCGUCGUAUGUAGGUCAGGAAUAAGCUACGUAUGCAAUUACGAACGAACGACGAAGAGAAAGAGAGGGAGGGAGAGAGAGAAAAAGGAGAAAAACGAUUGGCCUUGUCGUUGGUACGAAGAAAAGUGUGAAAAGUAAAUGGUCGUGGUUGAAGCGGAGGGGAAUUUCGAAAAAGUUUUUCGUUUCUGUAUAUCGUUAAAUGUGUUUAUUCAGUUUGAAAGACUGGCAAACGAAAUGUUGUUGUUGUUGUUUUUUUUUUUUUUUUUCAUUGAAAAUUUCUUCAUUCGUCGUUACCAAUGUGCGCUCGACCUACCAUUUUACUACUGAAAUAGUGGAGCUUGAAAUGAAAUAAUAAAAAAGAUAGAAAUGUAAAAAAAAAAUAUGAAAAAAAAAGAAAAACAAACGAAUCACAGUAUCAAGAAUACGAGAAAAAAAAUGAUUAUCUACGAGAUGAAACGUUUGUUUUCACGAGUAAUGCCUUAUUGGUUUUCUCUUUCUUUUUCCUUUUCAUUCUACUUUUUCUUUUUUUUUUUAAUGAUGGCUUACACUUUCAUCGAUUUCUACGUGUAACACGCAACGCCGUACUUUUUGUGACGCAAACCGCAAUGAAAACGUAUCUGUAUAGGAUACAAUAAAGUAGAUAUUGAUGACGAUUA
Messenger RNA from Venturia canescens, 5006 nucleotides. RefSeq names its product RAS oncogene family member Rab6 (gene Rab6). NCBI's taxonomy places the organism in Eukaryota, Metazoa, Arthropoda, Insecta, Hymenoptera, Ichneumonidae. Gene Ontology annotation, biological process: vesicle-mediated transport. The record is from RefSeq and is a predicted model, not a curated record. The coding region runs from base 251 to 886 and encodes 211 amino acids. Gene Ontology annotation, molecular function: GTP binding; GTPase activity. The transcript is spliced from 6 exons.